Molecule: messenger RNA, 1497 nt
Organism: Capronia epimyces CBS 606.96
Lineage: Eukaryota; Fungi; Ascomycota; Eurotiomycetes; Chaetothyriales; Herpotrichiellaceae
Product: flotillin
Exons: 2
Coding region: 1-1497 (498 amino acids)
Biological process (GO): protein localization to plasma membrane
Cellular component (GO): plasma membrane
Source: RefSeq, a predicted model, not a curated record
AUGUGGUUCCAUAUCUCCAACGCCAACGAGUACCUCGUCAUCACCGGCGCCGGUGUCGACGAUGUCCGGAUCGUCAAGAAGGCGUUCAUCUACCCAUGGCAACGGGUGGCUCGCAUCUCGGUUUCACCCUUCGACUUCUCUCUGAACCUGCAAGCCAUGACGAUCGAGAAACUCCAGUUCGCUCUGCCGGCCGUCUUCACCAUCGGCCCGGACAACGAGCCGGAGGCUCUGAAGAAAUACGCCCUCCUGCUGAGCGGUAAUCCGGACGGAUCGUCUUCAUCAGCCAAGAGACCUGGGUUGGCCAUCACACCAACCGCGCGAAGCCACGUCCAGGACAUUGUCAAGGGUAUCAUUGAGGGUGAGACGCGCGUCAUUGUCUCGAGCAUGACUAUGGAGGAGAUCUUCAAAGAGCGCCAGAUGUUCAAGGAGAAGGUGAUAGGAAAUGUGCAAAAGGAACUGGACCAAUUCGGGUUAAGGAUCUACAACGCCAACGUCAAAGAACUACAAGACACGCCCGGUUCAGAGUAUUUUGCGUUUCUGUCACGUAAGGCCCAUGAAGGGGCAUCGAAUCAAGCUCGGAUCGACGUGGCCGAGGCACGCAUGCGAGGCGAGAUCGGCGAGGCGGCCAAGAAAGGGCACACUAAGCAAGAGAUUUCCAAGAUCGAGGCGGAGACGGCGGUGCUGGAGACGAAGCGCAAAGCGGACAAGGCGCAGGCGGAUGCAGAGCUCACCAAUCGGCAGACGGAGCUGAACAUGGGCAUCCAGAUGGCGCAGAUCAAGGCGAGGCGGGCGGCCGAGGCACGCGACGCCGAGCUGCAGAAGGAGGUCGAGACCAAGAAGGCGGCGACGGAGCUGGAGCGGCUGCGGGCUAAGGACCUGGUGCGCGCGCAAAUCUCGAAGGAGACGGCGCAGCAGGAGGCCGACGCCCACUUCUACCGCGAGUCCAAGGGCGCCGACGUCCGCGCUUACGCCGAGAAGCAGGACGCCGAGGCCCAGCUGUUCAAGCAGCAGCGCCAGAUCCAGGCCGCGGUCGAGCGCCAGAUCAAGGAGGCCGACGCCAUGUUCCAUGCCAAAAUGCGAGAGGCCGAAGCCACCCAGGCCCAGGCCCAGGCGUACAAGGCCCUCGCCGAGGCCUUUGGCGGACCUCAGGGUCUGCUCACCUUCAUGAUGCUCAAGGAGAACACCUACGAGAAGCUGGCACUGGCCAACGCGAAGGCCGUCCAGGGUCUGCAGCCCAAGAUCACUGUCUGGAACACCGACUCCGCCGGCGCCGGGUCCGGCUCCGACGCCGGCAUCGCCCCCAUCAAGAACAUCCUGCAGUCCCUGCCACCCUUGCUCACCACCAUCCAGGAGCAGACCGGCAUCGCCCCGCCCAGCUGGUUGCUGCAGAUGCCCAAGGACGACUCCCGCGCCGCCAAUGCCAAUGCCAAUGCCAAUACCAAUGGCUCGCUCGCCGCCGACGAGAAGAAGAUGCUCUCUGCCGCUGCCGCCAAGUGA